AUGAAUAAAGAGCGCCCAUUUUUAUUAUCAAAAUUAUAUGAUACGUUGAAACAAUUAUGUUUUAAAAUGGAAGUGCAAUCAUUAUCAGCAUCAUCGUCCUUAUCACACUUCAUUUUAUCUCUUAGUGGUCUAUCAUCGGCCCAAGCCCCAUGCUUCUGUGGUGAUACAAGUGGUGGAGAAAGUUUAUUAGCAACAAGUACUAAUGAUAUUUGCCAACUAGUCGAUGGUGGUCCUAUAUUUAUCAAACGUUUAUUGGAACAUUACAAACUAUUUGGUGAUUGGAAUUGGUUAUGGUCGUUUAUAGUGCCUUGA
Didymodactylos carnosus is the source of this 312-nucleotide messenger RNA. NCBI's taxonomy places the organism in Eukaryota, Metazoa, Rotifera, Eurotatoria, Philodinida, Philodinidae. The record is from the annotation of a GenBank genome assembly.